CCUCUCUUUUCAAGGGAGGGAAGAAGGGGAUCGCCCGGUUUUAAACGUGCGGUUGUGUGGCGAAGGGGAAGGCGCUCCCAUUGCUGCCUUGACUCUGCAAGUUGAGCUCACACUUUUUUCUCUUUUUUUUUUUUGGCGUCCCACAGCAACGGGCGGAAGAAGAAGACGUUGAAGAAGAAGAAGAAGAAGAAGAAGGAGGAGGAGGAGAAGAAGAAGGAGGAAAAGUAGAAGAAGAAGGAGAAGAUAAAAACGAAGAAGAAGAAGAAGAAGAAGAAAAUAAAGAAGAAGAAGAAGAACCGGCGAGAAGGCAUAUACUGUCCAGUUUCCCCCCCCAACUGUUGCUUUAGUGCAGGACUGGGCUGCAGAUGUUCAGCGGAGGAUUAUAUAAUUUUUUUGUUUUGUGUGUGUGUUUAUUUUGACUUUCUUCCAAGUUCCCCGGUUGUCGGAACCGGGCCGUUGUCGUCACGGUUAUCCCCCCCCCUCCCCCUCCCCUCCCCUCUCCCUCCGCUGCCCCCUUCAUGGAUGGUCCAGUGUCGGUGUCUGCCGCUCAGCACAGGCCGAGUUUGGAGCUCGGAAGGAGGGCUAAAUGUACCGCCACCUCACCCCAGCACACUUUUGAAAACUUGAUUCGGACAUAAAGAAAUUUAAAAAAAAAAAAAAAAAAAAGGGGGAAAAAGUGAGCCUCAGCUAUGGGUUGCAUGCACUUUCUGAUGUGCUUCUCACUCACUCAGCUCAUGCUGGAGCCUACUUUUGCCGCAGGAGCCCACGACAAGCUCUCUGGCAAGUUGAGCGAGUAUGGUCUCAUCGUGCCAUUCAGCACAGACUCCCACGGCCGCUUCAUGUCUCACCUGCUCUCCACCGGCGGCGCUCCGGAGGAUGGAGACGGUGGCGACGCCGGCCGCAGGAGGAGGAGGACCGCCGGGAGGCGGCGGGUGGCCCGCGGCGCCCCGGAGAUGCCCUCGCUGGCCCCCGGCUCGGCCCAGCGCUUGUUCUUCAACGUGACCGUCUUCGGCAAGGAGCUGCACCUCCGGCUGAGGGCCAACAGGAAGCUGGUGGCCCCGGGGGCCUUUGUGGAGUGGCAGGAGGACUUUGAGGGCAAGGCCAAGGAGCGCGUGCACAGGGAUUGCGUCUUCACCGGGGACGUGAGCGACAUGCCCCACGCCACAGUGGCCAUCAGCAACUGCGACGGACUGGCAGGCUUGAUCCGCACCGACCACGGCGAGUUUUUCAUCGAGCCCCUGGAGAAGGGCCAGCAGGAUGUGGAGGUGAAGGGCCGCGUGCAUGUGGUGUACCGCAGGUCGGCCAUCAAGCGGGAAGCUGGCCAAAGCGAAGAGACUCUCCGCAAUGAAGUGGUGGACUUCGGCCUCGCGGAACUCCCGGCGGCCCUGGACCUGGUCCAGCACAGACUGUCGGAGGCCGAGCGCAAGAGGAGGCACGCCAAGGCGGACGACUACAACAUCGAGGUGCUGCUCGCCGUGGAUGACUCUGUGGUGCGCUUCCACGGCAAAGAGCACGUGCAGAACUACGUCCUCACCCUCAUGAACAUCGUGGAUGAAAUCUACCACGAUGAGUCUUUGGGGACCAACAUCAACAUCGUCCUGGUCCGCAUGAUCAUGGUCGGGUAUCGGCAGUCCAUCAGCCUGAUCGAGCGUGGCAACCCAUCCCGCAGCCUGGAGCAGGUGUGCCGGUGGGCCAACACGCAGCAGCGCGGCGACCCCGACCACGCCGAGUACCACGAUCACGCCAUCUUCCUCACAAGGCAAGAUUUUGGUCCCGCAGGUAUGCAAGGUUAUGCUCCGGUGACUGGUAUGUGCCAUCCGCUGAGGAGCUGCACUCUGAACCACGAGGACGGCUUCUCUUCCGCUUUUGUGGUCGCUCACGAGACGGGCCACGUGCUGGGAAUGGAGCACGACGGCCAGGGCAACCGCUGCGCCGACGAGACCAGCAUGGGCAGCAUCAUGGCGCCGCUGGUCCAGGCCGCCUUCCACCGCUACCACUGGUCCCGCUGCAGCAAGCAGGAGCUCAGUCGCUACAUCCACUCCUACGACUGCCUGCUGGAUGAUCCCUUUGAGCACAAGUGGCCCAAGGUUCAGGAGCUCCCCGGGAUCAACUAUUCCAUGGACGAACAGUGCCGCUUUGACUUUGGCGUCGGUUAUAAGAUGUGCACUGCUUUCCGCACGUACGACCCCUGCAAGCAGCUGUGGUGCAGCCAUCCCGACAACCAGUACUUCUGCAAAACCAAAAAAGGGCCACCUGUGGAUGGGACGGAAUGUGGUCCUGGAAAGUGGUGUUUUAAAGGCCAUUGCAUCUGGAGGUCCAGCCAGGAGCCUCAGGGCCACGACGGCAGCUGGAGCUCCUGGUCCAAGUUUGGCUCUUGUUCGCGGACAUGCGGAGGCGGAGUUCGCUCCCGCAGCCGUCAAUGCAACGACCCUCCGCCGGCCUACGGCGGUCGCGAGUGCCCCGGCUCGGCGUUAGACUACCAGAUGUGCAACACGGAGGAGUGCGCCGGGCCCUACGAGGACUUCCGUGCUCAGCAGUGCCUCCAGAGGAGCAACAAAUACCACAACAACAAGAAGCACACCUGGCUGCCAUACGAGCACCCAGAUGAGAGUCGCAAGUGUGAGCUGAGCUGUACGUCCAAGGAAACGGGGGAGGUGGUCUUCAUGAACCAGGUGAUGCACGACGGGACCCGCUGCAGCUACAGUGACCACUUCAGUGUGUGCGCGAGGGGCGAGUGUCUGCACGUCGGCUGCGACAAGGAGUUUGGCUCGUACAAAGAGGAGGACAAGUGCGGAGUGUGCGAGGGUGACAACUCGCACUGUCGCACUGUCAAGCUGACGCUCACCAAAACGCCCAAAAAGAACGGAAUUCUGAAAAUGUUCGACAUCCCUGUCGGAGCCCGUCACAUCGUCAUCGAGGAGAACGACACCUCCCCACAUCUAAUUGCCGUGAAGAAUCAAGUUACCGGCAAUUUCAUCCUUAAUGCCAAAAGUGAAGACGCGGAGUCAAAGACUUUCAUCGAGAACGGUUUACAAUGGAACUACACCAUUGAGAGCAACGGCAAAGAGACCCUACGGACGUCCGGCCCUCUGCAUGAAGGCAUCUUAGUGCUGGUAAUUUCGCGUGAAGAGGAGGCAAAGAUCAGCUUGACGUAUAAGUACAUCAUACACGAGGACCUGCUGCCUCUCAUCACUAACAACAACAUCCUCCUGGCCGAGUUGGACACGUACGAAUGGGCGCUAAAAAGCUGGUCGCAGUGCUCCAAACCUUGCGGCGGAGGCAUACAGUACACAAAACAUGGAUGCAAGAGGAAGAGUGACAGCCGCUUGGUCCAUCGCAACUUUUGCGAGACCAGCAAGAAGCCCAAACCCAUCCGCAAGCGUUGCAACAUCCAGGAGUGCAGCCAGCCAACGUGGGUGGUGGACGAGUGGAGUGCGUGCAGCAAGACAUGCGGGAAGCAGGGCUACCAGACUAGGGUGGUGCAGUGCAUGCAGGCGCUGCACAAUGGCACCAACCGGCCCGUCCACAGCAAACACUGCGCCGAGGACAGGCCGGAGCCCAGGAGGAUCUGUAAUAACACGGCAUGUCCUGCACAGUGGAGGACUGGGGCAUGGUCUCAGUGCUCGGUCUCCUGCGGGGAGGGCAUCCAGCAAAGGCAGGUGGUGUGCAAGACCAGCAACAACACCGCAGGCGACUGUGAGGGCGACAAGCCGGAGACGGUCCUCAUUUGCAAGAUUAGCCCUUGUCCAGGACAAGCAUCGCCCCCUCUCAGCAUGGACAACUCCACCGUCAAAGACGAAGCCUUGCAUCAAAGAGCUCCCAACAACCCUGUCAUUAAAGUCACCUCAAACGAGGCUUGCCAGGGAGAUAAAUCGAUUUUCUGUCAAAUGGAGGUCCUGGCUCGCUAUUGUUCCAUCCCUGGAUAUAAUAAGCUUUGCUGUGAAUCUUGCAGCAAAAACCUCACCAGUCCACUUCCCACCUCAGAAGAACCUCAGACGUCCACGUCUUCCCACCUGGCUGCCCACCAGUCCUCUCUACCUACUGCCACCCGGAAUCCACUGCAAACCACUAAAAGCGCCAGCCGACGGACGCGCUCCACCACCCCCGCCGCGGCGUUGACCACCGUCGCCUCGACCACCACAGGCGGCAGCGACCCGGUGCCUCUUCUACCUCCAGCGCCGCCGACAGCCUCCAAGGAGCGCAGGCCCAACAGCACUUUAGGCCCGCUAGCCGCAAAGUCAAAACGGGACCGCUUAGGAUCCGAGAGGGACUCCGCUCGCGGGGCCGCGUAGCAUCACCUCACUUUUUCCUCCAGUGGACUUUGAGCAGACGGGCGAUUACCUCAACCAACCUCCGAAAGAGCGAGGGCCAAGCGCUGUCGUCGGCGCUCCAGAGACGAUACAAACGCAAAGGUGCUGUAAACUCGAAGAGCAAAAAAUAAUGUGACUGUAUUGCUUCCUCCGUGUUUGUUUCUGUGGACAAUUGUUGCUGUUUUUCCUCCGCAAGUGCAUCAGAACUACUAGUGAACUCGCGUGGUGAACAGGCGGGAGGUGUUAGCCGUGUCGACUGUGGAGGCUAGUCUAUGCCACUCAGGUAAUUUAUGGACCUUUCAUGUCAAAUACAGACGCAUGUAUCUCCAUUUUCAAAAAUCUUUGGUGGACCCAGCUAGUAAGGCUAAAGCUUAUAGUUAUUCCAACAUAUUUUUGCACUUAAAAGAUCUCAAAAACCUCAUGGAAAUGCAGAAAAAAUAGAUUAAAAAAAAGUAAUGUAGCUAAAAAUCUUUUUUUAAUUUUUUUAUUAUUAUUAUUAUUAAUCAGUCCAACAAAAUAAUACACAAUAAUACAAUAAUAAUACAAUUUUAAUUCCAAAACCAAACCCGACCCAGCAACAUUCAUUAAAAUGAAUGCGUGAAUUGUUUUAAAGGGGAACAUUAUCACAAUUUCAGAAUGGUUAAAACCAUUAAAAAUCAGUUCCCAGUGGCUUAUUAUAUUUUUCGAAGUUUUUUUCAAAAUUUUACCCAUCACGCAAUAUCCCUAAAAAAAGCUUCAAAGUGCCUGAUUUUAACCAUCGUUAUAAACACCCGUCCAUUUUCCUGUGACGUCACAUAGUGAAGCCAACACAAACAAACAUGACGGAAAGAACAGCAAGCUAUAGCGACAUUAGCUCGGAUUCAGACUCGGAUUUCAGCGGCUUAAGCGAUUCAACAGAUUACGAAUGUAUUGAAACGGAUGGUUGUAGUGUGGAGGCAGGUAGCGAAAACGAAAUUGAAGAAGAAACUGAAGCUAUUGAGCCACAUCGGUUUGAACUGUAUGCAAGCGAAAACGACGAAAACGACACGACAGCCAGCGACACGGGAGAGAGCGAGGACGAAUUUGGCGAUCGCCUUCUAACCAACGAUUGGUAUGUGUUUGUUUGGCAUUAAAGAAAACUAACAACUAUGAACUAGGUUUACAGCAUAUGAAAUACAUUUGGCAACAACAUGCACUUUGAGAGUGCAGACAGCCCAAUUUUCAUCAAUUAAUAUAUUCUGUAGACAUACCCUCAUCUGCGCUCUUUUCCUGAAAGCUGAUCUGUCCAGUUUAAGGGACGGUGUGAGCCAAGACAUCCAGGGGGUUUAGCUCGCUCGUCUACGGGAACAAACUGCCGCCAUUGCUUGCCGUGCUACCGAGGUCCUUUGUCCCUGAAUUGCUCACACACUCCGGCAGAUUCAAUGGGGGUCUGGCGGCAGAUUUCUUUGACUUUAUCGUUUGAAAUGCAUCUGCUUUGAGUGUCGCAGGAUAUCCACACAUUCUUGCCAUCUCUGUCGUAGCAUAGCUUUCGUCGGUAAAGUGUGCGGAACAAACGUCCAAUUUCUUGCCACUUUCGCAUCUUUGGGCCACUGGUGCAACUUGAAUCCGUCCCUGUUCGUGUUGUUACACCCUCCGACAACACACCGACUAGGCAUGAUGUCUCCAAGGUACGGAAAACAGUCGAAAAAACGGAAAAUAACAGAGCUGAUUUGACUCGGUGUUUGAGAAAAUGGCGGAUUGCUUCCCGAUGUGACGUCACGUUGUGACGUCAUCGCUCCGAGAGCGAAUAUUAGAAAGGCGUUUAAUUCGCCAAAAUUCACCCAUUUAGAGUUCGGAAAUCGGUUAAAAAAAAUAUAUGGUCUUUUUUCUGCAACAUCCAGGUAUUUAUUGAGGCUUACAUAGGUCUGGUGAUAAUGUUCCCCUUUAAGUCUCAGAAUUUGCUUUUAAUACACAGUCACAUGAUAUAGGAAUAUUUUUAAAUGCUAUAAACUUUCUUGUUGGACCUUUUAAUGAGGUAUUUAGUAGAGGUGUGGGAAAAAAUCGAUUCGAAUUCAAAUCGCCAUUUUCACGUUGUACGAUUCAGUAUCGAUUCUCGUUUUUCAAAAAUCGAUUUUAUUUUUUAUUUUUUUUAUUUUUUAUUAAUCAAUCCAGCAAAACAAUACACAGCAAUACCAUAACAAUGCAAUCCAAUUCCAAAACCAAACUCGACCCAGCAACACUCAGAACUGCAAUAAACAGAGCAAUUGAGAGGAGACACAAACAUGACACAGAACAAUCCAAAAGUAGUGAAACAAAAAUGAAUAUUAUCAACAACAGUAUCAAUAUUAGUAACAAUUUCAACAAAGCAGUGAUUAAAAAUCCCUCAUUGACAUUAUCAUUAGACAUUUAUUUAAAAAAAAGAGAACAAUAGUGUCACAGUGGCUUACACUUGCAUCGCAUCUCAUAAGCUUGACAACACACUGUGUCCAAUAUUUUCACAAAGAUAAAAUAAGUCAUAUUUUUGGUUCAUUUAAUAGUCAAAACAAAUUUACAUUAUUGCAAUCAGUUGACAAAACAUUGUCCUUUGAAAUUACAAAAGCUUUUUACAAAAAUCUACUACUCUGCUUGCAUGUCAGCAGACUGGGGUAGAUCCUGCUGAAAUCCUAUGUAUUGAAUGAAUAGAGAAUUGUUUUGAAUUAAAAAAAUAUCGUUUUUGAAUCGAGAAUCGCGUUGAAUCGGAAAAAAUCGAUUUAUAAUCGAAUCGUGACCCCAAGAAUCGAUAUUGAAUAGAAUCGUGGGACACCCAAAGAUUCGCAGCCCUAGUAUUUAGCAUUACCAUUGUGAAUCAGAGAAAUUAUGAAGUGUUACAAAUAAAACUGCAUUAUCUGAAAUUUAAAAAAAAUAAUUCUUGAUUUUUUUUUUUUUACGGUAAUAUUUUAUUAUCAGAUCAUUUUUGAGUAAUUUAGCCUAAAAGCAAAAGGAAACUUGGAGGUAUGUAAUAGUGUUUUAUCGCUUAUUACUUCAUUAAAGUCCAUAAUAUCCUAAAUGAUAACUGGCCUCCACAGUCAUCACCCCUGGCAGGAAGCAUCAUAGCUUCUCCGUACUUGGUGCUCUUUUUUGUUUUUGGUUUCCAAAUCCAAUUUUGGGGAUUAAUAUAUAUAUAUAUAUAUUUUUUUUAGCUAUCCAAGUCCACUGUCGAUACACAUCGGUGGAAGAUCACUUAUGCUUUAAAACCAUCAGAACAAUAUUUCUUUUUGUUACUGAUAUAUAUUUUUCUGAUAAUAAUGUAAAUAGUGUAAAUUCCUCCCCAUUAGGAAAAAAAAUAACAUGCAAAAUAAUAAUGAUAAUAUUAAGAGCGGAGUGUGUGUGCGUGCGUGUGUGUGUGUGUUCGUGUGUGUGUGUGUGUUCGCAGCCGGGAAGUGCAGUUGCUGUUAUCGUGACGCCAUUCCCGCCUCGCAGUGUAUAACAACGCCAUGUUUAUUGUAUAGUUCUUGUAUAUACUGUACGUUGGUGAUGAAAGCUUUAAAUGUUAAUAUUUAUUGAAUUUUUAAGUGGUACGGAGAACAUUAAAAGAAAAACAAACAUGUCUAAAAAA
This is a messenger RNA of Nerophis lumbriciformis (worm pipefish), 7863 nucleotides long. RefSeq names its product ADAM metallopeptidase with thrombospondin type 1 motif, 14 (gene adamts14). Gene Ontology annotation, biological process: proteolysis; extracellular matrix organization. The record is from RefSeq and is a predicted model, not a curated record. Gene Ontology annotation, cellular component: extracellular matrix. Gene Ontology annotation, molecular function: metalloendopeptidase activity. NCBI's taxonomy places the organism in Eukaryota, Metazoa, Chordata, Actinopteri, Syngnathiformes, Syngnathidae.